This is a messenger RNA of Plutella xylostella (diamondback moth), 1034 nucleotides long. RefSeq lists its product as uncharacterized. The record is from RefSeq and is a predicted model, not a curated record. NCBI's taxonomy places the organism in Eukaryota, Metazoa, Arthropoda, Insecta, Lepidoptera, Plutellidae.
ACAAUGCGGUAGUUGUUUCCACCAACAGUUGCCGCCACACUCUACCUUCAAUAUGUCGGCUCUACAAGUUUUCUUGUGUGAUCUUUGCAUCCUUCUAGUAAUAGGGUUCAAUUUCACGACAGCGGAAGAAGCUCCUAGGGUGAACACCACAGCGGGCGCCCCCACCCCCGCCACUGGCAACUGUUCCUGCGGGGGCUUCACGUCGGAACAUCCCGGGGCCGGGGACUCCCCUAUCAUCUCCCAGCAGCCGGGGCUCACGGUGGCGGAGGACGCGGCCGGGGAGGCCACCUGCAAGGCUCUGUGCGUCGCUCUCGCCACGGCCACUAAAGCUAAGGGACCGGAGAUCCUGUGCAGCCGGCUCAAGACUGCUGAUGAGCUUAAGCUGUCAGCGUUCUUCAAGGUGGGCAGCCGGCCGUGGUUGUACGCCGGCAUGACUGCGGAGGCGCCGCUAUGUUGUGAGGCCGGCAAGGUCAAGGUCUGCGCCUCAGCCGUCGCCCUUAACGCCACCACCGUAGAAGUUACACCAGCGCCAGCGGUUUAAUUAGCCCGUUAUAGAUGUACUAGCUUUUGAAUUAGCUAUGGUAGUUAGGAAGCAAGUUUUACUUACGAGUAUUAUUGAUUUUGAUAUUAGGUAGUAAAAUAUUGAUUGAUAAAAAAAAUGUGUUCACGUAAGAGGUGACUUUUAAAUUGAUUUAUAAACUAGAGCUAUGUAUUAGAGCUAGGUUAAUGUUAUAAUUAUUAUUUGGUACUUGUGUAGGUAACAAUUAGUCCAUACAUUGACCAAUGUAAUCAGCUGUGUAUACCACACGAUACCAUAACACAGUGUUUAUGUAAACAUAGUGCCGUGCUAAUUCCCACCAGUGAAGUAUUAUACGUAUUUCUUGGUAAGUAGUAGUGUUUAUAAAUACGCAUAUUGUCUCAUAGGAUAGUCGGAAGUUUUAUAUUUUUGCGUUUAGUUCAUUACGAGUAUUACUAUUAUAAUUUAUCACCAUUACUUAUUUUAAUUUAUGAAUAAAACUACGGUACAUUAAUUA